Molecule: messenger RNA, 3613 nt
Organism: Paramecium pentaurelia
Lineage: Eukaryota; Ciliophora; Oligohymenophorea; Peniculida; Parameciidae
Source: the annotation of a GenBank genome assembly
AAUGGACAGAUCGACAGCAAAUGUACGAUCAUCAAUCAAUUUUUUAACAAAUAAUGAUUAAGAGUAGAGAGAUAAGAUAGAAAUUCAAUUGAUACCAGCUUUAUAGAGUUUUUAAAAUUUUAUCAAGAUGACUAAUGAAUCUCAGAUGGCAUAGAUUGUUGAUUCUUUAAUGGCAAUAGAUUUCUUUAAAAAGAAUUGUCCAGAAGGUUCAAGUUUAAGAGAUUUUAUUAUAUACGCAGGAAAAGCUUUGACAUAUGAGCAUUAUAAAAAAGGUUCAAUUAUAUUUCAUUAUGGUGAUUAUGGAGAUAAGUUUUUUAUGAUCUUAAAAGGUAAUGUUGGAGUAUUGGUACCUAAAGGAAAUCAUGAUAUUGAAAUUGAUAGAGAUUUCCUUUUAGAGACCAAUAGAAAUGAAACAUGGAAUAAUGUUUGGAAAGGUAGGAAAUUACAGAGUACAAUUGAUAUGGAAUUGUUAUUAGCUUAAGAUGAAGAUCCAUGGUUAAUCUCAAAUCGAUAUUUUGAAGGAGGUGUAUGUUUAUAUUAAAAGGUAUUAUUAAUAUAUAUGAAUAUUAAGAUUUAUACAUAUUAUAGUGGAUAAACAUUUGGAGAUGUAUCAUUAUAUACAGAUAAGCCAAGAACUGCAAGUAUAUUAGUAUUGUCAGAAGAUGUUCAUGUAAUUACUAUGAAUAAGAAUGAAUACAAAUAAAUUUGUGAAAAGUCUCUUUAGGAUAUGAAUAGCAAUGUUGAUUAUUUUAUGAGGAUGUUGCCAAAUAAUAGCAAGUUUGUAAUAACAAAAUUUAUGUAAUAUAUGCAUAAAAUUGAAUUUUCUCCAUAAAGUAUAUUAUGGAAGGAAGGAGAGGAAUCUAAAUUUUUUAUGUUAAUAUUUAAAGGGAGAGUGGAAUUAAUUAAGAAGAUUGGGAAAGUGAGGAUUACAUUAUGUUAAUUAAGUGACAAUAGUUGGGUUGGAUAAGAAGAAAUAAGUAUAAAUAAAUAUCAAAAAUUUCUUUAGUUGAUUAAUCCAUUAGAUAAUCCACUUGCUAAUGUGCUGAUAAUACUAUUGCCUAUUAUAUUCAUAUUGAAGAAUUUAAUUAGAUUAGAAGAAACUUUCCAGAAAUAUGUAAGAUUUUGAAAGAGAAAUCUUAAAUGUUGAAGGAGUAUAUGAAAACAAGAUAUGAGAUGAUUAUGAAUAACUUUAUUAAUAAAUAGGAGAUUAUUUAAAAAGAACAACAGAAGGUGGAGAGAAAGGCCAUAUCUGAAAUCUUCCAUACUUCUAUAAAGACCAAAACCUAAGAUAUUAGAUCACAUUCUCCUAAGGCAUUAAGUAUUAUCGAAAUCACUGAAUAUAACAACAAAAUAAAUUAAUCUAGAGUAGGUUUUUUAUUUCCAAUUAGGGUGGAUUUAGAAAUUUAAAUGUCUUUCCAUUAGACAAAGAUUCAGUAUUAUCUAUAAGGGAUAGAGUUUGUAGAUAAUUAACCAAAUAAAACAAAAAGAAGGAGAGAGUUAAACCUUAAACAAUGAGAGAAGGAACUCUUUUAUCAUCAACUAUUUCAGACCUAUUCAAAUAAAAUGAUUAGGUUUAAUAGCAUUAAAGCUUUAAAUAGAAUGAUUUAAAGAAAAGUUCAUUCUCUUUUGUUAAUUUAUUUGUUUAAGGAUCUACUAAUAAUCCUACAAGUUGUAGUGAUCAUUUUACAUCAAGACUAACAACAUAAUAAUCUUAUUUUAGAAUGAAAACAGAAUAGGGAAGAUCCUAAAUUUAAACAUAAACUAGUUUUGAUUAAAAGUAAGAUAGUUCAGUUAAUAUAAGAAAUAACAGCGUAGAAAUAAAUAAAUUACGUUCCAAUAGUCCUCUCAAUUCCAUUCAAUUCUCAAAUAGACAUUAAAAUAAAAGAAUUCAUAGUUGUAAGAUGAUAGCAAGACCAAAAAAGUACCCUUAAUUAUUGAAAUAUAAAUUAUUAUGAAUUUUGCUGAAAGAAGAAAUAAAACUAAUCCUGAUUAACAUCAAUUAUUAAGUAUGAGCAGUUAAAGUUCUUCUAGAAAUUCUGCAGUCAAAGCAACAUUAAAAGUGUAUUCUGAAAUGAGAGAAGAUGAAAGUUGUAAAUUAGCUAUGAGAUUUACACAAUUAAAAAUAGUUCUUGCAACUCAUAAAUUAGUGGGAUUCUGUUAUAAAAUUAAAUCAGUAAGAUUAUAGCAUUAUUUUGAUGUUUUAUUAUUAACAAAGACAUCAAAUAUACAUUCUGUACCAAUUUUAUAAAAGCCUUAAUAAGUGUAAAUUUAAUAUUUGACACCUCCCACAAAAAAGAAAAGUGUAAAAUUUUAACCAAAAUACUCAAUUGCACCCUUCUUGUUAUUAUAAUCAAUAAUCAAAUAACAUCUUCAUAAAAACUUCAAUAUAUUACAUUAUAAUCAAAAUAAAAAAAAUAAGCAAAUCUCCUUUAAUAACAUUUUAUUUCAAUUAUUUAGAAAGAAAUAAACUUAAAACUUCAGAAUUCUAAAAACCAGACUUUUAUAAUCAAAGACGUUUAGACGAAUUAGUUUAAUAAUUAAUCAAAAAAUAAAAUCAAUAUAAUUAGAAGUUUUAUUAACGAUUUCCUAAAAUAUAAAUAAUAUUAAUCAUCAUUCUUAAUAAGUAAGUUUAUUAGAUUCGGAAUUCUCAUAAUAAUAAUAAAUAAUAUAAGAAAAUGAUAAUGAUAUACCUGAACAUGAACAUGAAAUAAAUAAUUAAAUGAUGAGUGCAAAAGAAUAAUUAGCCAUGAAAUUUGCUAGUACGUCAUUAUUAAUAGGAAUUUUAAGUUAAGUGAUGAUAAAAGCAUAAUUUGCAUUUUUAUUACAUCUAAGAUAAGGAAACAAUUAAAAAUAAGAUAUAAGAGAAAUUAAAUCAAUUGAUAUAAGUGAAAAUUUAGAUUAUUCUUAAAUUGAAGAAGAAAAAAUAAAACCAAAAAUAAUUGCUGCUAAUCAAAUUAAUCAUUUCUUAAUUUAAAAGCUUAAAUAAUAUUUUGAUUAGAUUAAUGAAUGUCCAUCUAAAAGUGCUAGUCCAUCUAGAAGUGCUAGUCCAUCUAUUAAAUUUUUUCAAGGAGAAAAGAAAUCUAGAUCUUAAAAUUUAAAUUUAAAAUUGUUAUUAGUGGGUUAGAAGAUGUUUAAGGAAGAUGAUCCUUAAUAAAAGAGUACAGAUAUUACUGCUAAUGAAAAAAAAAGUUCAUUUAAUGCAUUACCUGGAGUUCGAUAUGUAACAUAAUAUUCUGAUAUUUCAAAAAAUGCCAUAUCUGAUGUAAUAAUUUAAAAAACAUUCUUUAGAGUGAAGCAACUGAACAAUCUAUUAUUACUGAUUCUGUUAACACAUAAUAAAGUAUGAAUACUUCUAUUCUAAUGAAAAAAUAAACUAAUUAACAAAAUAAACAAAAUGAAAAAAAAGAAACACUUAAUUCUGCAAUAUAAUAAUAUUGUAUAUAGCUAUGUAUAUCUUAUAAUAGUGAUUCCAAUUAAAAGUUAAAAAAAUUCCCCUGAAAGAGUUUCUAAAAAAACAAUUGAAAAACAAAAUAAGAGUCAAUUCUCUAAAAUUACACUUUUGUACUGUUUCCCUAUUAUUAUUAUCAUCUUAAUAAUAAUUUUAAUGAAAUGA